AUGACUUCCCGAUCGAGAAUGGAGCAAACAAUAACAACUACAACUACAACUAGUAAUAGUAAUACUGGUAGUGAUAAUAAUAACAAAAGAAAGAAACAUGAUGAUAAUAAUAAUAAUACACCAGUCACUAUAGAUACAUCAAAGAUGAAUCUAGUACAUGCAUCAGAUCCGAAUGCAAUCAUGGCAUACAAACAUCAGAAUGUAUUAGAUCAUUUAGAGAAAUACUAUGGAAAGGAUCACAUGAAUGCCAUUAGAAAGGCUCAAGUACGUCCACCAACCUUUACAACUAUACGUGUCAACACUUCCAAAUGUGACAGACCACACCUACUCAAUCAACUACGUCCCUACUUUGAAUCGAUUCAAUUCAAAUUACAAGAUAACAAUAUUAUACCAUUCUCUAAUCUUGUCAAAGAAGAUACCAAUGAAACUAUUCAAUCUAUAACAAAUCAAACUAUAUUAUUAAAGAAUCAUGGUCCAUUUAAUCCACAACCAAAAUAUAAACAGGUGGUAGUAGGAGUAUUAUGUGCUGAAGCAGUAUUAAGAGGAAGUGAUAUCUUUGCACCAGGAAUCAUUGGAUCAUUUAAACAUAUAGUAGAAGGUGAUAUGGUAUCAGUAUUUGUAGAUUUGAGUCAAGAUGGAAAGAGAGGAUUUAUCAUUGAUGGAUAUUAUGCAGAGAGAACUGUAUUUGUUGGUAAUGGAGUGUCAUUGAUGAACCGUUUGGAUUAUUAUAGUACUCGUGGAGGUGUUGGUAUCAAGAUGACUGAAAGAAUAUGGGAUUGUCCACCAUUGAAUGGUGUAUUAACCGAUAAAUUAUUCCUUCAACAUCUUCCAUCUAUCCUUACAGUCUUUCAAAUGGAUCUUCUUCCAUCACAAAGAGAAAAGAGAUCAUUUAAUAUAUUGGAUAUGUGUGCUGCACCAGGUGGAAAGACAACAUUGAUAGCAUCAUUGGUCAAGAAUAAUGGUUUAGGUGACAAGAUUACAGCUAUUGACAAAAACAAGAAAAAGGCAAAGAUGGUUAGCGAUUUGUGUCGUGUCAAUGGAUUCGAUGAGAAUGGUUUGGUAACAGUUCGUGCAGGUGAUUCAAAGAAACUCCUCAUCGAAGGAGUAUUUAAAGAAGAAUCAUUUGAUCGUAUCUUACUUGACGGUCCAUGUUCGGGACUUGGUACACGUCCACGUUUCGACGAGGCUACAUUAUUAAUUGAUUUGGAUAAUUCAGCUUGUUUGCAACGUGUAUUGAUUGAUGCGGCCGUCAAGUUGUUGGCACCUGGUGGUAUACUAGUAUACUCUACCUGCACCAUCAACCCUUGUGAAAAUGAAGAAAAUGUUAAAUACCUACUCGACAAUUAUGGUAGUUUUAUGCAGCUGGUUCCACAAACAGGUCAUAUUGGUGAUCCAGGUCUCCCUGGUAUUCUCCCAGAGAAUCUAUCACCUCUAGUCCAACGUUUUGAUCCUUCUACCAAUCAUGAAACAAUUGGUUUCUUUAUUUCAAAAUUCAAAAAGACAGCAAGUAGCCAAAGUAAAUAA
Messenger RNA from Cavenderia fasciculata, 1524 nucleotides. RefSeq names its product NOL1/NOP2/Sun family protein. Gene Ontology annotation, biological process: RNA methylation. Bases 1 to 1524 code for a protein of 507 amino acids. Gene Ontology annotation, molecular function: RNA binding; methyltransferase activity. The record is from RefSeq and is a predicted model, not a curated record. Lineage: Eukaryota; Evosea; Eumycetozoa; Acytosteliales; Cavenderiaceae. The transcript is spliced from 4 exons.